CGUGUAUGCAUGUCCUUUAAUUUUGAUGACAACGCAGUCAUACGCUAGGAACCGAAAGAAACAGCGAACAUAGCAACAACAAUGUCAACUGCGGGAAAUGUUGCUGAGCCAGCUAAAAAUAUGACGCUCUGGCUUAACGAGGGCAAUAACAACAACAACAGCAGUACAAACAAGUAUAUUGCACCAUCAGCAUCGAGCGCUCAUCCAAAAAUGUGCGCCAGCAGUAUAACAAAUGAGGUAGCAACAGAAUUCAAUGAAAUCUGCAAAAAGGCGCAAGAUGGUCAAAAAAUUAUGAUUAUUAUGCGCGGAGCCCCCGGCAGCGGUAAGACAACCCUAGCUAAAACACUUCUACAGCAAAUUCGUGUGCUGGAUGAGCAUUAUUCGAUCGGUGAUUUUGUGCAUAGCAGCGAUGAUUUCUUUGUCACGUGCCGUGGAUACGAGUUCAAUCCGACGCAAUUGUCCGAUGCCCAUGAGUGGAAUAAGCAGCGGGUGCUCUGCAAGGCAGCCACCGGUUGGAGUCCCAUCAUCGUGGACAACACAAACAUAAUGGUGUGGGAGAUGCAGCCUUAUGUGCAAAUUGCCGUACAACAUGGCUACGUACUGGAGCUAUUGGAGCCAAAGACCAGCUGGUGCAAAUCACCUGGUAAAUUGGCGCAAAGGAAUGUGCAUCGUGUACCAAAGGAAAACAUUGAACGGAUGCUGGAUCGGUACGAGAAGACCAGCGUUGUCGAGCUCCUAAAGUUGCUCAAAGAAACCAAAUAUACAGUGCCAAUACCGCAGCUGCGUUCAAUUCCACCACUGCCACAGUUGGCAGCGCCAUCAAAGCCGUCGCUGCAGCCGGAAGUUUCCAAUGCCGAUUCGAAUGGCAUUAAGCUGAAUAUCAAUGCGCAAACCUGGGUGCCAUAUGAGAAAAAUGCGAACAGUUAUUGGGCACAGCAGCAGCAACCGCAAGGCGUGUUACCAAUGCAAACAAACGUUGUUGCUGGCGUUGCGGCAACAAGUGAAAAUUCAUUACUCGACCUUUUGCGUGAUGAACCAACUAUUUCAACGGUUGCGCCAGUAUCAUCGACAGAUGACGACAUCAAAGUGCUGCAGCGUCAUUGCUUAAACUGUCCAAAUGAGGCGACUGGCUUUGUGCUGCUGCGACAAAUGUAUCCCAACAAACAGUUGGCAGGUCUCUGGGACUUGUUUGUAAAGUGCAACGGCGAUGUGGAUUGGGCUGUCGAUAUAUUAAUCAAAGAGGAUGAGCUCACCGCAGACGGCUCUGACUAUGCGGAGGAUGCGUUGUUGCUGGAAAGCGAUGAAUUUCAAUGUGAUUGCAACAAUAAAUCUCAAAAAUUGAUUGUUCAAUUGCAAACACAACCACCGCCAGUCGCUCUGUCGCUCAAAACCCAGGCGAAACCACAACGUCAGCCGCGUGCUAGACGAAAUGCCUCAGGCCAGGGUGCUGCCAACAGCAGCGCAAACAAGGAGCUGCAGUUGCAGAUUGAGAACCGUUUUGUAUUGGCCGAUGAUCAGUACUCGGAGCAUACGAGAAAAGUGCGCGAUAUACGCAAUGGGAUUUUAGAUCAGCCGCUGGCGCCCGUCGAGCCAGCACCGUUAAUGCCCUGCACUGGUGCUGAUGAGGACGACGAAGAUUCUGAGGAUAAUGCGCUGCUGGAAAUGGAUUUGGAUGACAAUUUAAUUGCACAACUUCGCAGUCACUUUCAGUGGGAGGGUGAAAUGCUGCCAACAGAGCCGGAAUCUUUGCCAACCAAAGUGUUUGUUCCGCGCAGCCUGGCCAAGCAGCUUUACAUGGUAUGGAUGGAAGCGGUGCACAAUCAACUCGAGGAGCAGCGUCAGCAAACGUUGCGCGACGACGAACAGUUUGCCCGACUGCUAAAGCAUCCCAAAUACGCCGAGUGCAGCGAAUCGCCCGGCAAUGUGAACGAACUGCUCGACAUGGAGCUGGCCUGGAGCAUUUACAACAGCGAACAGCAGGCAGCUAAUCAGGCGACACGUCAUAAGCCCAACGACAUUGCAACGCAUCUGACCAAAAUGAAGCUAUGCGAGAAAUUUCCAGAAAUUCCAAACGAUACCGUUCUGCAGGUCUUUUCAGACACUGAGAACAACUAUGUGAAGACCGUGGAGGUGCUGGACAGCAAUGUGCAGAGCGAUCUAACUGGCCCCGAACUCUAUGAGCAGGCGCUGCGGGAAAAUAGAAAGCUUAAUGAACAGGAGCAACAGACGCCGUCAAAGUCAUUAAGUCCACGGCCGACAGUCAACGCCAAGUCGCCGCAGUUGCAUGAGGAGGCGAAAUGUGCGGCAUUGCGGGACUUUGAGGAGACCCGUAAUCUAGCCGCCCAUCACGCCCAAUUGAGAGCCGAAUGCAAUUUAAAAGCCAAGCAGGCAAUUCAGCAUGGCAACGGUAGUGUGGCUCUCUACUAUUCAGAGAUUGCGCAGCUGCACAAAAAGAAGAUCGAUGUGUUCAAUCAUCGUGCCGCUAACUGCAUCAUGGAGGUGCACAAGCAUACUCAGAACAAUCCGGAUCUACUUGAUCUACACUAUCUGCACACAAUGGAAGCAAUUAGCAGUCUCGAUCUGUUUCUUGAUCGUCAUAUAACCGUGCUGCGCAACUGCACGCGGGUCUAUAAGCAUGUGUUCAUCAUAACGGGUCGAGGAUUGCACAGCGCCAAUGGUGUCUCCACCAUUAAGAAGAACGUCAAGGCGCGACUGGGUGAGCGGCGUUUGCGCUGGCAGGAGGUUAAUCCAGGUUUGCUGCGGGUCAAGAUCUUUUCGGCAUCGCGUCACUCCAAAAAUUUUUGAUCAGUUUUUAAAGCAUGAAUUUAUGACAGAGUUAAUCUCAAGAUAUCCUUUUUGAGCUACCUCAUUUUAGGACACAUCUUUUGCAUAAGUUUUCUUACCAAAUUAACAGUUACCAGCUACUUUCGUAUUACUUUUUGUGUUCAUCAAUACAUUCCCUCCGCGCUAAUUUUUAAGCACCCAUUUAAUCAUCAUCACAACUUUAUUUGUUUGCAAGAAUAUUCUAAAAUUAAGUUUAAAACGGUAACAUUUCCAAAUUAAGAAAGUCUUUUUCUAUAGUCUAUAUGCAUAUAUGUAUCUUCAAUGGGGCUUUAAACGUUGGGAGCGGGUUUCAGAAAUUAGAAAGUAUGGAAAAUAUAUAUGUUUGUUAAUUUGCGCCUCUUAAAGAUCUUAAUGUGCAUCAUUGAAUAGUUUUACCAUUUAAGUCCUUGGGUGAUCGUUUUAAAAAAAUCAAAAGUCGGAGUACUUCCAAUGAUAUUGUAUAUAUGUAUAUCGAAUAUGUACACAGGAAAUACAUUAUUUCAAAUAAGAUUUUAACAUAUAUUUAAAUUUUAAGCCAAAUAUUAAUGCGUAAGUGAAAAUUAUUGCAGUUUUACUUGUAUUGUAUGCUCAACAAUAAUUUAAAUAAAUUUCUAGCUAUAAGUA
Messenger RNA from Drosophila grimshawi, 3447 nucleotides. RefSeq lists its product as uncharacterized. The record is from RefSeq and is a predicted model, not a curated record. Lineage: Eukaryota; Metazoa; Arthropoda; Insecta; Diptera; Drosophilidae. Bases 82 to 2805 code for a protein of 907 amino acids. The transcript is spliced from 4 exons.